Spea bombifrons (plains spadefoot toad) is the source of this 2478-nucleotide messenger RNA. It is a transcript of the gene GLS2, whose product is annotated as glutaminase 2. Gene Ontology annotation, molecular function: protein binding; glutaminase activity. The transcript has 18 exons. The coding region runs from base 137 to 1915 and encodes 592 amino acids. Gene Ontology annotation, biological process: L-glutamine catabolic process. Lineage: Eukaryota; Metazoa; Chordata; Amphibia; Anura; Pelobatidae. The record is from RefSeq and is a predicted model, not a curated record.
UCUUGAGCAGCGCCUCUGAAAGCCCACCAAACUGUGAUAUUGUCUCCCAGCGAAGCUCAUUUGAAAGUUGCCCUUGUGUCUAACUGGAGUCUUUAAAAGGCAGUGUACUGUAAAUCCUCUGCUUCUUGAGACUGCAAUGCCGUUCCUUACAUGGAUAAGAAAAAGCAACAUGAAGAAGCUGCCCAGGUUCUUGAAGUCUCUUUCUGGGAAGGAGCAGAUGACAACCUGGCACAUCAGCCACAAAUACACUACAGGCAUCCCAGGAACAUCUUCCCAACGCAUCCCAGAGAAAGGGCACAGUGUUUCAAUGCUGCAGCGUCUCAGCAACCUUUUGUUUUAUACCAUAUCGGAAGGACAGGAGUGUCUCCCAGUCCACAAAUUCAUUAAUACUCUAAAAGCAAAUGGCCUCCUCACUUCAGACCCGAGACUGAAAGACUGCAUGGACAUGCUGCGUCAAAUUGUACAAGAGUCAGUAGCAGGAGCUACCAUGGACCAAGAAGCGUUUCAGAAGUGUGUUCAGAGUAAUAUUGUACUCCUGACCCAGGCUGUCUGCAAGAAGUUUGUGAUUCCAGACUUUGAACAGUUCACAUUACAUGUUAAGCAAUUAUACGAGAAUGCUCACACCAUACAAAAAGGAGAGGUGGCAAACUAUAUUCCGCAGUUGGCCAAAUCUAGCCCUGACCGGUGGGGUGUGUCUCUAUGCACAGUAGACGGGCAACGGUACUCUAUAGGAGACACAGGUAUUCCAUUCUGUUUGCAGUCAUGCGUGAAGCCACUUAAGUAUGCCAUUGCUGUAAAUGACCUUGGUACAGACUAUGUCCACCAGCAUAUGGGCACAGAGCCCAGUGGCCACCGAUUCAACAAACUUUCCCUGAACCACCAAGGUAAACCCCACAAUCCUAUGGUGAAUGCCGGGGCCAUUGUUGUGUGUUCUUUGGUAAAGCCAGGUUCAAAUAAGGCAGAGAAAUUUGACUAUAUCAUGCAGUUACUGAAAAAGAUGUCUGGAAAUGAACACAUUGGCUUCAGCAAUGCAACUUUCCAGUCGGAGAAGGAGACAGGAGAUCGGAACUAUGCAAUUGGCUAUUAUCUGAAAGAGAAGAAGUGUUUUUCAUCUACAGUUGAUAUGAUGGCUGCCUUAGACCUUUAUUUUCAGCUGUGCUCCAUUGAAGUGACCUGUGAAUCGGGCAGUGUUAUAGCUGCCACUCUGGCUAAUGGUGGGAUCUGUCCUAUCACAGGAGAGCGAGUCCUGAGUGCUGAGGCAGUGAGGAACACACUCAGCCUGAUGCACUCAUGUGGAAUGUAUGACUUCUCCGGACAAUUUGCCUUUUAUGUAGGAUUACCUGCCAAGUCUGGAGUGUCAGGAGCUAUUUUGCUGGUAGUACCUAACAUUAUGGGAGUAUUCUGCUGGUCUCCUCCUCUAGAUAGAGUUGGAAACAGUGUGCGGGGAAUUCAUUUUUGCCAGGAAUUGGUCUCUGUCUUUAAUUUCCAUAAUUACGACAACCUGAAGUAUUGUGUUAAAAAACUGGACCCUAGAAGAGAAGGAGGGGAGGUACAGAAGACGACAGUAGUGAAUCUUCUCUUUGCAGCCUACAGUGGUGACGUGUCUGCCCUAAGAAGAUUUGCACUGGCAGCUGUGGACAUGGAACAGAAGGACUAUGAUUUUAGAUCUGCUAUACAUGUAGCAGCUGCUGAAGGACAUUUGGAUGUAGUCAAAUUCUUAGCAGAAGGUUGCAGAGUGAACCCAUUUGUAGAAGACCGGUGGGGAAACACACCUUUACAAGAUGCAACUCGAUUUGGCAGACAUGAUGUGGUGAACUUCCUUACAGAAUACCAGGAAUUCUACAGAAAAUGUCAAAUAGGAAUCAGAAUUCCAGAAGAACAGAUUAGUCUGGAGACAUUUAAGAGUAUGGUAUAGCUACAGUUAAAUAAAUGGAUCAAGUCCAAAGCUAAAGACUGUAUAACAAACAAAACAUGCUUACAUUCAAGGUGGUUGAGUAUAAAAACAGAGCCUCCUACUGCCUCGUAAUAGAGGUUCAUUUUAGAAUGCUCAACCAAAAUAGGAUGGUUAACAUUUUUAUAAAAAAAAAAAAAAAAAAAAAGCUGUGUGCAUUAGAAUCAGUGCUUAAUUGGCGCACAGGCUACUUCUUGUUAGGUCUAUGCAAUUCACUGCCUUCAACAGUCCCUAUAAAGUUCAUCAUAAAAGAAUCACAUUGAACCUGGUAUAGAUUAUUACACUUUAAAAGACGUCUUUUAAAUUAGGUCCUUUGCUAUGUUUACAAGCAAAUACAUAACGGAGCAAGACAUCAGAAAUAUAGUUUGCCUUGAGUCAUGGAAACCAGGUUCAGGAUAAUGUUGGGAGUAAAUAAGAUCAGUAAUACUGAAAGAGAUUUAAAAAAAAAAUAUUUGCUUAUGUUUAUUCAUCAAACAAUAUGUUUAUUUCUGAUAACAUGUCCAUAAUAAAGGAAGUGUUACUUGUUC